Molecule: messenger RNA, 3299 nt
Organism: Phalaenopsis equestris
Lineage: Eukaryota; Viridiplantae; Streptophyta; Magnoliopsida; Asparagales; Orchidaceae
Exons: 8
Coding region: 542-3082 (846 amino acids)
Source: RefSeq, a predicted model, not a curated record
UCACUUUUUAAAUAAAAACAAAUUCAGCACGGCAGCACUUUUCCCAAGCCUUAUUCGUGGGCUACGCUGUUUGGUGUUUAUUAUUGUGUACCAACGCGCCGGGAGCGGUUCGUCGCCGUCUGAAAUCGACCGUUAUCCCCCGUCCAGAAGUCAAGACGCACAGAGACAACUACCUUCUCCGUAUCUCCGUCUCCAAAAUGCCCUUCGACAAUGGAGUAAACCCCAAUCUCCUCUCUCCGCCUCCAUUAAACCCUUGGCUGAAGCCGAGGGAGGCAGAGAGUAACCCCACGAUUUGUUAGCUGGUAAGGGAGAGCUCGGAAUGUGUAGUGGUAAUGGGGAGCACUGCUUUUCCAGCUGUUGAGUCGUCGUCCGACGGUGGUUGGAGAAAAUUUAGGUUUGGAUUGCUUCUCGGGUUUCUCCCAAUUUCUUGUGGGAAACAUGCAUUGUGUUUUUGAAGAGAAAGAAAGCUUAGUUUCCUGUUUUCUUUGACGGAUCUCCACUGGUUGAGGUCAAUUUCCCAAAGCUAAAUCUAGAUAAGGAUAUGGGAAAGAAGGCACAGAGAAGGUCUUCCAUUCCUGAGAGGGAUAAUGCAAGCUGGAUACAGAGUUUCGUUAGCAUAUUUGAGUUUAGCCAGAGCUACAACCUUCGUAAAUUACUUACAGAUCGAAAGCGCAGGAGUGCGAGAAAUCGUGGAACUCACUACUCGGGCAAUAAUCUCACGGAGGAUACUUUGGACAGAAAAUAUGAACAUGAUAGAGGGUUUGAUGGCUGUAAAGAUACGAUGGUUCUCUCUCGCUUGCCAAGUGUCAAAUCACUUAUAGAGGAAGAAAUGUCCGUAGAGAAAACCUCAAUGGCUUCUGUCUGGAACAUAAAAUCCAAUCAAAAGAUGUUUAAAAACCACAAAAAUGACUCGGAUCCUCGGUUCAGUCACUUAAUGGGCUCUGCUUAUGAUGGUUCCAACCUUAUUUUAGAUUUGGCUGCGUUGAUGACGGAGUUCUAUUCUGUGAGCCGUAAUUGUUCAAAUCUGUUUGAAGAAAUUGGGUUUGAUUUGUUUGGUCCCUUCAGAUCUAAUGCCCAUAAAAAAUAUGCAAAUUUUGAUGAAUCUGAUUCACAGCUUGCCUAUAAAAACUCCAUGCUUCUGGAAGCACUGGUUGAUGAAGCUGAGGCCUUCUUAAGUCAGAAGAUUGAUGAGACAAAGCAGCUUGUUGGAAAUGGAGUUAUACACUCCCAAGAGUUUAUGGAUGCGUUGGAGAUACUGAAUUCAAACAAAGAGUUGUUUCUGAAGCUUGUUCAGCAUCCAAACUCAAUUGUGUUCGGCCAUAUUCAACAGCUUCUGAAACCACACGUUGCAGACUCUUCUAAACUGGAAGCACUUCAUUACUUGGAAGGAAGCGAUCACUCCAAGGAAAAAAAUGAAAUUUCUGAUCAAAAUGGGAGAAAUUUUACCAAUCAAAUGUUCCAGAAGCAAAAGAAACAUUUUUUUUUAAAGAAAAAGGACAAAUUUCACGAGGAAACUGCAUCAAAAAUUAGAAACAGUUCGAAGGAAAGGAGUAAAAUUGUUGUUCUAACGCCACACAUACCAAUGAAUAAUGAUGAUUCAAUCCAAAACAGCCCAUGCUCGUCUCCUCAAUCCUGUUACAGCAAGAAGCAUGAAAAAUCUCUUUUUUCAUUUAAAGAAAUUAGGAGGAGGUUGAAAUACAUAAUUAGCGAUAGCAGAAAGGAGCAGCAUUUGAUUUCCAAAAAAAGCUUCUGCAGAAUUCCGGUUGCUUGUAAAGGUUCAGCUAACGAAUACAGCAUGAAAUCCGAAGAAGGUAACAGAAAAAAAGUUACAACCCAAGCUGUUCCAUCUAAUAGCAAAGCAAAAUCAAUAACUAACUCAAAAGAAUGGCAACAGAAUGUUGAAACUGAAGCUACACAGUGCAAAAUACAGGGAUUAUCACCAGUUUCUCUCUUUCAUGCAGAAUCCUUCAACGAAGAAUCAGAGAAAUAUUUUUCUGAGAUGAUUAGUACUGAUUAUAGCACUGCUAAGUCGACAAACAACCAGAACUCCAACCCUUUGGAGGAAUUGAUCUCUCCAUCAGAUUGCAACCUGUUGAUUGAUGAUUCUUCUUCCAAUUUAAGGCCUGAGCAGUGUUCAGAAGAAGAAACUUACGAUGGAGAGCAACCUAACACAGAAGGAAGAGAGGAGAUUGUUGACGUGGAAAAAGAAAAAUAUGUACAUAUAAAUUCUGCAGCGUGCAACAAUUUGUACAUACCAGAUGGUUGUUCUUCAUGUGAAAGUUGCACUGGUGCAUGUUCUGAGCAAGGCACUCCAAAUGAGAAACCAAGAAUGCUGAUUUCCCCUGCAUCAAUAUCUCCAAACUCUUUAAUCAUUAAGCACGUAGAACCUUCCGAGUUCAUCGUCGAAAAACCCGAAAGGGCGAGUCCAAUAUCCGUGCUUGAACCCUUUUUCUUAGAAGAUGGUACAAGCCCAGACUGUCCAAGUAUUAAAUUAGAUUCAUUCACUACAGAUGAAUUACACAAGCCUUUGCAACCAAUUCAUCUCAACUUCCAUGAAGAUUCUGAAGUUGUGAUAACCCCAUCCAAUCGUCUGAUUUCUCAUCAAAGAAUUUGUUCUUAUGACAUGGAGAUGAUGACUAAAUUUGUAAGAACUGUGCUGGAAAGCUAUAAUUUUGAUUCAGAGAUGAGUCUAGAAAGUUUGCCUUCACUUUCAGAUGAAAUCAGAUCAUUGCAGAGUUCAUAUCCUGAAGACCCAAAGCUUCUCCUGGACUGUGUAAAUGAAGUCCUCUCAGAAAUAAAAGUGAGGCGAUUCCAGAUCUUCUCCUCCUUGUUGUCUCUCCUCAAACCCACAACUUUACAGCCAUUUCUGAAAGAUUUCAUAAUUAAUGAAGUCUCAAAGACCAUUAAGAGUUAUGCUGUAAUUUCACAGGUUCAGUCCACAAUAAAUGAGAUAGUGAGGAAAGAUAUGGGCAGUACAAUGUGGAUGGAUUAUAGGUUAGGGAUGGAGCAUAUUAUUGCAGAGGUGUGCUGCUAUAUAUCCGAAGAGUUAUUGGAAGAGACCAUAUGUCAGCUUUUUUUUUAAUUUUUAUUUGUUAAGUUUGUAAUUAACCAUCCUUCAUCAUGGUGGUGGAGAUGAUGUGAAAAAUCUCACUGGGUUUUGGAAGUUUUGUAAAUAUAUGACAAGUGUUUCUCUUUGUAAUUUUUGUGAAAAUUAUAUGGUGAUUCAUGUAGAAACUAAUUUAUUUUUUAUUUGUUUUAUAGGUUCAUGAACAUGAAGAUGUUGGUUACUUUUGAGUUGU